This is a messenger RNA of Drosophila takahashii, 2090 nucleotides long. RefSeq names its product myosin-6. Gene Ontology annotation, biological process: regulation of cilium assembly. The record is from RefSeq and is a predicted model, not a curated record. Lineage: Eukaryota; Metazoa; Arthropoda; Insecta; Diptera; Drosophilidae. Gene Ontology annotation, cellular component: centrosome.
GAAUUGGUUAGUAAACCCGAGACGCGAUGGCGGAGAACACGGAGUACACGGAUGAGGGCGGCGAGUACGAGGACGAUGAGGCCCAGUUCAUCGGCGAGCAGCAUAUGAUGGAGGAGGGUCCCGACGAGGACCUCUUCUCCAAGCUGGGCGAAUCCUCCGACGAUCCGGAGCAGAAGCGCAUGUACAUGGAGUACCUGGCGCUGAUCAAGGAGAUCGAUUGCCAGAACAAGAUCAUCCAGGACAUCAAGAGCAACAUCAUGGACAUGUGCGCCAAGCCCUGCAAGACGCGCAACGAGCUGCGGGAGAUCAAGCGCCUGAGGAUCUGCAUGGAGCAGGAGAACAUCAAGCUGCACACCAUGAUGAACAGGGCGGUGCAGCUGCAGAACUUUGGCUCCCAUCGCCACUACAAGGAGCUGCCGAUGACGACGACCGUGGACGAGGACAACCUGUCGCCGUAUAUGUGCGGCAUUGGACCUUGUGCCCCGGCUGGCAGUGGUACGGAUCCCUGCGCCGAUGAGUCCAGCUCCUGUGCCAGUGUUUGUGGAGGUGGCAGAGGCGGAGGUCAGCGGGAUGUGGCCGGUCAGGACGACAAGCUGAUCUGCGCCCUGCAGAAGGCCAUGCAGAAGAUGAAGGGCGCCUGUCCGGAGGACAAGAAGAUGAUCGAGGAGAUCGCCUGUGCGAUCAUGAGCUGCAAGAAGCAGCCGGUCUGCGUGCCAGGACCCUGCCCGAAGCCCUGCCCGCCACCCUGUCCAGGUCCUUGCCAAGGUCCCUGUCCGGAGAGCAGCAGCAGCAGCCUGGCACCCUGCGGACAUCCUUCGCCUCCCUGUCCGACCAAGAAAAGGCCCCAAAAGUCGGCACCCUGCCCCAUGCCCCAAUCCUCGCCCGGCAAGUGCGAGUCCCUGGAGAAGCUGAAGCGACGCAUCCAGAGCAUGCAGUGCUCGGUGAAGAAGUUGCUCCAGGAGGUGAGCAACCGCGAUGGUCCAGAGCCCUGUGACGGCGGCGGCGGUGACGAUGACAGCGAGGAUGGGGAGGAGGAUCAUCCCUGCUCCAGGCCCUGCCCGGCCAGGCCCCCAUGUCCCGAGGAUCCCGAUCCGCUGGUCAUCUGCGGGGGCAAGCGCAACACCAAGGCCGACCAGUUUGAGAAGAUGAAGGAGAACUACACCAGGCUGCUCACGGAGUUCCAGCGCAAGGACUGCCAGAUGAAGGAGAUGCAGAAGCGAAUGAAGGGCAUCUGCGGUCCCUGCCCCUCGAAAGGCGGCGACGGGGAUGCCGAUGCCGCGGAACUAAAUCUUCUUCGCGCCCGGGUCAACGAACUCAAGGAGGAGCAGCUGGAGUUCAAGUGCAUCAUGAAGGAGCAGUCGCAGCAGCUGGAGGAUUACCGCAACAAGUACCUGCUGGCCCAGCAGAAGGUCGAGGAGCAGUGCGUCUCGCUGGAGAAGCUGAAUAUGAACAACAAACGCAUCGAACAGCAAAUCAAUACGGAGGUCAAGGAGAUCCGAGCCAAGUUCCAGGAGAAGCUCAACGAGCUGCUGCACUUCCCCAAGCUCCUGGAGAACGAGCAACUGAAGCUGGCCCAGGUGUGCAAGGAGAAGGACGAGAUGCAGACGAAGCUGGUGGUGGUCUGCAAGGAGCUGAAGGCCUGCAAGGCUCAGAUGGAGCAGCAGCCCAAUGUCGAUGUGCGUCCCCAGCUGGCCCAGUGCCAAAUGGAGCUGACCCAGGCCAGGAACGAGCUGGAGGAGCUGCUGCGGCAGCGGGAUCUCUUCUGCGAACAGCUCAAGUCCACCCAAGACGAUCUGGACACGCUGCGCACCGAGUCGGCCAAGAUUAUAGCCGGCACCAAGGAACGGGCCGAGUUGAUCAAGUCCCAGCAGCAGGAGCAGAUCAAUCGGCUGGAGAAGGAGUUGGCCCAGUGCCGAGCAACUGCCUCGCUGUCUGUGAACGAUCGAGAGGCGGUCAUCCGGGAGAUGCAGGGCCAGCUGAAUACCCUCUCCUACAGCUUCGAUGCCGCCCAGAAGCAGAUCAAAACGCUGCGCAAUCAUAUCGCCUAUGUGUCCAACGAGAACUGCUUUCCCGUCAAGUGCUAAAUGAUG